AUGGCUCGCUUCCUGUCGGAAGAUAAAUUAAAAGGUUUCGAAAAAUACAAAUAUAACUCUGUGGAUACUAGUGUCCUCAGUAACUAUGUUAUGCACCCAUUUUGGAACUGGUGUGUCCAGUUCUGUCCAGUAUGGGUGGCUCCGAAUCUGCUGACAUUCACUGGUUUUCUGCUGACAGUGCUGAACUUCUUUGUUUUCUCAUACUAUGACUAUGGUUUCUAUGCUAUGACAGCUGAGAAUGUCACCAAAGAUCACAUACCUUCGUGGGUAUGGGGAGUCUCCGCUGUCAACCUCUUUGUGGCUUAUACUCUGGAUGGUAUCGACGGCAAACAGGCUCGGCGCACUGGUACCAGUGGUCCAUUAGGAGAGCUGUUCGACCAUGGACUGGACUCGUACUCCGCUGUGCUCAUCCCUACCUUCCUCUACAGCAUAUUUGGCAGGGAUGAAGUGAGCACGCUACGGUUCCUGUUUCUGAUAUGGAACAUAUUCUUCAACUUCUAUCUGACACACUGGGAGAAGUACAACACUGGAGUCAUGUUCCUGCCCUGGGGAUAUGACUUCACAAUGAUUGGUUCUUGUAUCCUCUUGCUGGUGACGUCAGUAUUCGGUCCCGAAGCGUGGCACAUUCCCCUGCCAGGCAACAUCACGCCCGGCGUCAUCUUCGAGUUCGUGCUGUACUUCUCCGCGAUGCUCACCAGCCAGACUGUCAUAUUAUGGAAUAUUUACAAAUCGUAUCGUGACAAAACAGGCAAGAUGCGUUCAUUCAGUGAGGCGGUGCGACCUCUGGUGCCCCUGUUCAUAUUCUUCGCAUUAAGUUCUGUCUGGGCCAUCUACUCGCCAACUGACAUCAUCAACAGAGCUCCUAGAAUCUUCUACAUACUAACCGGAACCAUAUUCUCUAACAUUAAUUGUCGGCUAAUAGUGUCACAAAUGAGCGAUACUCGGUGCGAGGCGUUCAACGGUUUGCUGAUUCCGUACGCGCUGGUGAUGUGCACGGUUUUCUUUUUCCCCGUUUCUGCUAUCACUGAGCUCUUGCUACUGGCCGGUCUAUGCGUCGCCAGCUCCAUUGCUCAUAUCUAUUAUGGCACUAAAGUGGUACAAGAAAUGUGUGAUCAUUUCAAAAUUGAAUGUUUCCAUAUCAAGCCAAAGAUAAAGUAA
Spodoptera littoralis (African cotton leafworm) is the source of this 1158-nucleotide messenger RNA. NCBI's taxonomy places the organism in Eukaryota, Metazoa, Arthropoda, Insecta, Lepidoptera, Noctuidae. The record is from the annotation of a GenBank genome assembly.